AUGUUAUUAUUAUAUUAUUCUUGUUUAUUGGUGCUCACUUUACAAACGAUCAGCACUCCAGUUGAAGUACGACUGAAAGCAAACACGGGAGUACGUCUUCUCCAUCACUCUUCUGCCCUUAUAACCUCAAAUAACCUUUCGUUUAUCGCCACCGUUCCCGAUCUACCUCUGUCGUUCUCCAUAGUUGGAGUACCUCAUCACGGUGUCAUCGAAUGCAGUCCAAAUGACGGGCACUUUACCGUUUGCAGCACUUUUACGCAAGAACAGGUGAGCGGUUGUUUUUCUCUUCGAUGCCUGGGAAAAUUGACACCUUUUUCUGCAGUAGAAUCUGGCGGUUUCGUCUCAAUGAUUUACAAUUUUCGACUAAUGUUCAUACCGAUGAAUGUUAAGGUGUUUAAUCGUGAAGUAUUCAUGCUAAAUGGUACCGAAAGUGGUACGUUGAGCAGGUCGAAUCUUUUCGCGUGGACGUUCCCGAAAAGCUAUCCUCCUGAAAAACUGAUUUACCACAUAGAAGAACCGCCCAAAUACGGUAUUCUCUCACGAAGAAUCAACGGUAAAAGUCGUAGAAUUGGAGUGUCAUCGAAUUUCACACAAGCGGAUAUCGACAACGAGCUGAUUUCGUUUAAGCUACAUUUCAUGCAAUAUUCAAUUAUUAACGAUUUUUUUCUCUUUCGUGUAAUUACGCCUGCUAUUUCAUCCGAGUCUCUUCGAUUCGAGGUGGGAUCCGAUUCCCUUUCGCUUGCUACACCGGAUGAUUCGUUCUUCGUCUUCACAUUGACUUUCGCUCCCAUCAAUGGAUCGCUGGUUCUUCGAACGAGAGCUGGUAACAAAACUCUUACAUCUGUACCAGUCAUUUUCUGGAGAGGAGCUACCAGAUGUGAUUUCAGGCUACUGUACUCGCAUUCGGGAUCUGAAUCGAGAACGGAUCGGCUUCAUCUGAUCGCCGAGUCAGCGUUUCGCAAAGGAAGACGCAUUCCGUUUUGGAUGUCAUUCUCCAUUAUUCCGGUAAACGAUAAUCGACCUCACCUUCGCGGUAGUCACAUUAUUCAGAUAGUAGAAAGAGGUGAACGUAUCCUUUAUCCUUAUCUCCUGGACUGGGUCGAUGACGAUUCUGAUGGUGUUCCCCUACAAUUCAACUUCUAUCAGCCAAUUAAGGUUAGCUAA
This is a messenger RNA of Angiostrongylus costaricensis, 1164 nucleotides long. The record is from the annotation of a GenBank genome assembly. Lineage: Eukaryota; Metazoa; Nematoda; Chromadorea; Rhabditida; Metastrongylidae.